AUGACGGGCGCACUCUUCGGCGACUCCACCAGCCUGCACGUCAACAUCCCCGGUGGCAGUGGCCAGCCGGCGCCGGCCUCCCGGUCUCCCGAAGCACCGAGAAUAAGAACGUCCGAUCUGCCCGAUGUCGACGACUUUGCUCCGGACGACGACGUGCGCAUGGCCGACGCAUCCCAAGAAUUCGAGGAGCUCCCGCCGGCAGGCCUUUUCGACCAUGUGCAGGCCUUCCCGGGCGACGGCCUUCCUGUGCCGGAUCGCCCGCUCAUAGCGCCACUCGUGCCUAUGCUUACCCUCCGCGAGGAGUAUGAGAAUGGGUCACAGGGCUUU
Dichomitus squalens LYAD-421 SS1 is the source of this 327-nucleotide messenger RNA. RefSeq lists its product as uncharacterized. The record is from RefSeq and is a predicted model, not a curated record. The annotation marks the transcript as partial. NCBI's taxonomy places the organism in Eukaryota, Fungi, Basidiomycota, Agaricomycetes, Polyporales, Polyporaceae. The transcript is spliced from 4 exons.